This is a messenger RNA of Vigna radiata var. radiata (mung bean), 1752 nucleotides long. Its product is annotated as probable LRR receptor-like serine/threonine-protein kinase At4g36180. NCBI's taxonomy places the organism in Eukaryota, Viridiplantae, Streptophyta, Magnoliopsida, Fabales, Fabaceae. Gene Ontology annotation, cellular component: plasma membrane. Bases 1 to 1752 code for a protein of 583 amino acids. The transcript is spliced from 3 exons. Gene Ontology annotation, molecular function: protein binding. The record is from RefSeq and is a predicted model, not a curated record.
AUGAAUAUUCUCAAAGUGAUGAUGUUUAUAUUUGUGAUGAGUGUGGUGUUGCAGGUUGCAUAUGGACAACACCAUAUCAGAUGCAUUCCGAAGGAGAGGGAUGCACUCCUUCAAUUCAAGGCUGCCAUUGUCGAUCGUUACGGCAUGCUUUCCUCUUGGACCACUCCUCACUGCUGUCAAUGGGAGGGGAUUCGCUGCAACAACCUCGACCUUCAUGGAGAAGUUCAUUAUGAAUCUCUUUCUCUUGGCUAUAAUUAUCAAAUAAGUUCUCUUUCUCAUUUGAAAUAUUUGAAUCUUGCUGAUAAUUAUUAUCUGGAUGGUUCAAUCCCUCGUGAACUUGGAAAUCUCUCUCGGUUGCAGUAUCUUGGUCUCAGUGGCAAUUCUUUUGAAGGAUACAUUCCUUCCCAACUAGGAAACCUUUCAAAUUUGCAUAAACUCUAUCUUGGAGGAUAUCAUAAUGCUCUCAAAAUUGUCACUAGUAAUCAAUGGUUAUCUAAUCUUAAUUCUUUAACCCAUCUUUCCUUCUAUUCCAUAUCUAAUUUUAACAGUUCUCCUAGCUGGCUUCGUACCAUUGCCAAGCUACCAAAACUAAAAGAAGUCAGUUUAAUUGAAUGUGGCCUUUCCGAUCAUUUCCUCCUUUCAUUCAACCCUUCCAACUUCAAUUUUUCUACUUCUCUUUAUGUCCUUAGACUUUCUGAUAACUCCUUCACGCAACCGAUGAUGUUCCAGUGGGUGUCAAACACCACUUCCAACCUUGUUGAGCUUGACCUUAGUUGGAACCUCUUGAAGGGUUUGACAUCAAAUCAUUUUGGCUUGGCCAUGAAUUCGCUUGAGCACCUUUACCUGUCUGGAAAUGUGUUCAAGGGUGAAGAUUUGAAAUCAUUCAUGAAUAUAUGCACCCUACGUUCAUUAUACAUGUUUGGAAACAAUAUGACUGAAGACCUUUCGUCAAUUCUUCAUAAUUUCUCCAGUGGUUGUGUUAGAUAUUCACUACAAGAGUUGAGUUUGACAUAUAAUCAAAUCACAGGUUCCAUACCUGACCUUUCAACAUUUUCAAAUUUAAACACGUUGGAUCUUUAUGGCAAUCAAUUGAGUGGAAAGAUACUUGAAGGCACUAGGUUGCCAUCUCAUUUGGAGCAGUUGUCAAUUGGGUCUAACUCUUUAAAAGGUGGUGUUCCAAAAUCAUUUGGAAGCACAUGUACUUUGGAAUUAUUGGAUUUUUCUUUCAAUAGUUUGAGUGAAGAUCUCGCAGUGAUAUUUAAUCAUUUGUCUGGAUGUUCUAGAUACUCAUUGCGAGAAUUAUAUCUCCAUCAAAAUAAAUUCAAUGGCACAUUACCUGAUUUUUCAAUAUUUUCAAAGUUGGAAACGUUGGAUCUAUCAGACAAUCGAUUAAAUGGAGUUCAAAAAUUACUUCGCAAUUAUACUGUUUUGCGUUCAUUGAACCUAUUUAAUAACAGUUUGAGUGAAAAUCUUCCAGCAAUAAUGCAUCACUUAUCCCCAUCGUUGCAAAGUUUAAAUCUAGGCAUGAAUCAAAUUAGUGGUACUUUGCCUAGCAACCUCGCUACAAUGUUCCCAUCAUUAAAAGAAUUGUACCUUGAUAGUAACAAGCUAAAUAGGACAAUUUCUGAAGAUCUUCGAUUUCCAACAGAGCUUGAGGAACAGAGAGAUAAAGAACAAGGACAUUGUGGUGUGGUAGGAAGAUCAGAAGUUAAUUUAUGGUACUUAAAUGAUGACAGGAAGAACAAAAGUUAA